GGGGUAGGCAAUACAGUGCGGUUUGUUAGUUUAUAUUAGUGCAGUAAGAAGACGCGUAUUUCGGAUACGUUGUGGUUACAUUCAGUUAUAACGGAGGGCCACAUUUGAGGUACACUCACUCACUGUACGUGCAGGAUACGUUGACCGCUUGGUAACACGCACAACCACUGUCAGUGAUUGAAAACUACGCGGGAGGAGAGCCGUGGCGUGGGAACCGGGUUCAGUGUAAUAAAAUACGCCGGACGUCAGCCUUGUCGACAUGAGUAAGGACGGAGAUGGCGAGGUGGACCUGAAGGAUGUGGAGCUGAACGAGGUGGAGCAGGAGAAGCAGCCGAUGACCGAUGGAGCGGCCGGGAAUGAGCUGGCAACGUCCCCCAGCAGCACGGAGAAGAACGGCUGCGUCAAGGUCAAGAUCCCCGAGGAGGCGGAUGCAAAGUUCACGGGCCUCUCCAAGGAGGAGCUCCUGAAGGUGGCUGGAACUCCAGGGUGGGUGAGGACCCGCUGGGCCCUGCUCAUCCUCUUCUGGCUGGGUUGGAUUGGGAUGCUUGCAGGAGCAGUUGUCAUCAUCGUUCAGGCCCCAUCCUGUAAGCCGCUGCCCACCUUGAACUGGUGGAACAUGGGGCCCCUCUAUCAGAUCGGGGAUCUGAAGGCUUUCAGCGAUGCUGGGAAUCUGAGAGGAGUGGAGGAGAAGCUUGACCACUUAAGUCAGCUGAAGGUGAAGGGACUGGUUCUGGGCCCCAUCCAUGUGGCUGCCAUGGACAAACUGGCAACUCUAGAGUUUGAGGAGAUCUCUUCUGAUGCAGGAACCCUGGACCAGUUCAACAGCCUCAUCCACAUGGCGCAUAAGAAAGGAAUCUCUGUGGUCUUGGACCUCACACCCAACUACUUGGGCAGGGUGCCAUGGUUUGCCAAUUCAACUGUCACCAGUGUGGCCGAGAGGCUCAAGGUUGCCCUGGUGUUCUGGCUCAGCCGGGGUGUGGAUGGGGUUAAGCUUUCUGGGAUUGACCGCGUUACCUGGCUGGUUCCAAGCCUCUGGUCAGACAUCAGGGCUAUUGUGCAGAACUCAACCCAGGAGAAGAAGAGGGUUCUGAUAGGUGUGACAGACAGGAGGGACACUGUUGAGGUCUCCAGGCUUCUGAACCACUCUGGAGUGGAUUUGCUUCUGUCUGAGGUCCUGCAACCCAGCAGCCAUUCCCCUAGUGAAUGUGCUUACACUGUUCAGCAACUCUACUCCACCCAGCCCCAGACCCAGCUGGCCUGGAAUGUGGGAGGCAGGACACAGGGUCACCUUGCCUCCCUGGCUGGACCCGAUCUGGUUCAGCUCUACCAGAUGCUACUGUUCACUCUGCCUGGCACACCAGUGUUCAACUAUGGAGAUGAAAUUGGACUGGAGGACCAGCAGGACACGAAGUUUCCCAAAAUGCUGUGGGACACUAAGGAAUUAGGAGAGGAUAUAAAUGAGACUGUAAAGGCUGAGAGAGAACAGAGGCUUGCCUUCAGCAGUUUCUUCAAGAGCUUGAGUGACUUGCGGACUAAGGAGCGCUCGCUCAUCCAUGGGGACUAUCUGUUGCUCCACAAUGACACCACCUCGCUGGCCUACCUGCGCUAUUGGGACCAGAGUGAACGCUACCUGCCUGCCUUCAACUGGGGGCCUGACCCAGCCACACUACGCCUGUCCCACUCAGAACUGCCUGCCCGGGCCACCGUGCGCCUCAGCACGGAUCCGGCCAAGCACAAAACUGGCAGCGAAGUGGACCUGACUGCCCUAGAACUGGAGCCUAGACAGGCAGUUCUGCUCCACUUCCCCUUCAGCUCCUAGAGCCAGAAGGGUGUUGAGUGUGUAGAUGUUUAGUGAUCAUUUUAGCUUGUAUUCUCCAGUAUAGUUUUGGGCAUUCAUGACUUGUGGUUACAUGUGUUAACUCAUGACUCUGAAGUCCAUUCACUUAUUUAUUUUUUAUCCAUUUUCUUACUAAGUAAUGGUCUCAAAUUCUUUAUCAUUCCAAGCAGUAGUGGAUAUGUGUUAAAUGAUAAAAACUGGUGGCUUUAGUGAUGCAAGUUGCAAGUACUGUGGAUAUCAAGUAGCUGUAGUGUUUGGAACUAGUUUUGCAAAAUUUGAUUUGGAUAAUGUACUCUAGUACAAAAGAUAUGUCCUGAAUUAAACACUUCGUGG
This is a messenger RNA of Scleropages formosus (Asian bonytongue), 2170 nucleotides long. It is a transcript of the gene slc3a2b, whose product is annotated as solute carrier family 3 member 2b. Bases 260 to 1819 code for a protein of 519 amino acids. The transcript has 9 exons. Gene Ontology annotation, cellular component: basolateral plasma membrane; apical plasma membrane. Gene Ontology annotation, biological process: phenylalanine transport; L-alanine import across plasma membrane; carbohydrate metabolic process. Gene Ontology annotation, molecular function: aromatic amino acid transmembrane transporter activity; L-alanine transmembrane transporter activity; L-leucine transmembrane transporter activity. NCBI's taxonomy places the organism in Eukaryota, Metazoa, Chordata, Actinopteri, Osteoglossiformes, Osteoglossidae. The record is from RefSeq and is a predicted model, not a curated record.